Messenger RNA from Gasterosteus aculeatus aculeatus (three-spined stickleback), 1859 nucleotides. RefSeq names its product MARCKS-like 1b (gene marcksl1b). The record is from RefSeq and is a predicted model, not a curated record. Gene Ontology annotation, biological process: central nervous system development; actin filament organization. Gene Ontology annotation, molecular function: calmodulin binding; actin filament binding. Lineage: Eukaryota; Metazoa; Chordata; Actinopteri; Perciformes; Gasterosteidae. Gene Ontology annotation, cellular component: plasma membrane; cytoplasm.
GAUGAGCUUAGAGGGUCUCUCUCCAGCGGGGUGACAAGUCUGACCACAGCAGCCACCGAGAGGAAGGACCGCGAGAACAAAACCACGAGAAAAACAGCCCAAUCCCACCGCGACACGUUUCUCCGUUUCACCGCUGGAUACGUAACUCGCCCCGGGCUCGGAUUUACUCACGGCCGCUCUUUUUUUUUAGUUUUGCUUUUUGCUUUUCUUUGGAAGACUCCCAGCAAACACACCACAGAAGAAGACAAUGGGAUCCCAGGCAUCCAAGGGAGACGUGGCCGCGGAGGCGGGCGCCGCCGCCGGGGGGGCUGCAGCUGUCAAGACCAACGGACAGGAGAAUGGACAUGUGAAAACCAACGGGGAUGUCUCCACAAAGCCCGACGGGGAUGCUGCCGCCACCAACGGCUCGGCCGAUGCCGCCAAAGAGCCUGAGGCCAGCGCCGCCGGGGACGCCAUCGAGCCGGCGCCCGCCGCGGACGGAGAGGCGGCCAAACCCGAAGGCGAGGCCGCGGCCAAGGAGACCCCCAAGAAGAAGAAGAAGAAGUUCUCCCUGAAGAAGUCCUUCAACUUCAAACUCAAUCUGAAGAAGACCAAGAAGAGCGAGGCCGUCAAGGAGGAAGCGCCGGCCGCCGCCGCCGCUGCUGCCACCCCAGACGCCGCCGCCGCCGCCACCACAACCGCCUCCCCCUCCGAGGAGAAGCCCGCCGAGAACGGAGCUGCUGCUCCGGCCGAGGAGAAGAAGGAAGAGAAGAAGCAGGAGGUGGUGAAGGAGGAGGCUGCCCCUGCCCCCGCCGCCGCCGCUGCCGCGGCAGCAGAGGCCCCGAAGGCGGAGGAGGGGCCGGCUAAAGAGGAGGCCCCCAAGGAGGAGGCCAAGGAGGCAGCUGCCCCGGCCCCCGAGGCCACGAAACCAGCAGAGGAGAGCAGCUCGACCCCGGCCCCCUCUGAAAAGAAGGAGUGAUUGUACCUGAAGCUCACAAUGAACUGGGUGAACCUUUUUUCAAGAGAGAGAGAGAGAGAGAGAGAGAGAGAAAGAAUUUAAGAGCAUAUAUAUAUAUUUAUAUAUAUAUGUGUAUAUGUAUAUGUAUACAUAUGUAUAUGGAUAUAUGUAUAUGUAAAUAUAUACACAUGUAUGUGAGAGACUCCUUCGACGUGCCACUUGUCGUCGUGAUAACCAGACGGCAGACUAGAUUCACUAGAUCACUUCCCCGGUUUCUGCUCCACAUCCGGACCCGGACUGAGUGGGCCGGUCGCUGGGUGCCGAAUUGGAUUUUUAAAUGGCUAGAACGCGAGCCGAUGACACCAUGAAGCAAAGAUGGAUGAAGGAUGGAUGGAGUCAAAGCAUCCCACGCCCCCCCUCCCCCUCUCCCUGAAAAAAAAAAAAAAUCUGCAAAUGAAGAUGCCUCCUUGCUGAAGGAAAGAAGCUAGACACUAGGACACCACCACUUGAAAUGACUGUUGAUGGAGCAAAAAAAAAAAAAAUGAAAUCAGAAAAUGAAGAGACUCGCCAACUUUUUACAUUCCUAUAUUUUAACCCAAAUUUGAAGUAUUUUGUGGUGUAUUAUAGAGAAGCAUCUUAAAGAUUCAGAGAAGCUAUUACUCGUUUGUUUAAAGAAAAAAAAAAUAGACAACUUUGAUUUUUACCUUACUAUGAAAAAAAAAAAAGAACACUUAAGCUUGCUAUGUUCACUGUUGCGGUUUGAUAUGAAGCAGAGUUGUUUACCUGUCGUAUGUGAGCCUGAAUCUGCUUUGUCUCUGUAAAUACAUUGGAUUGAUUUCUGUUCUUUAUUUUGCUAAUGUUGACAGAUGUUUCUGGUUUUAUUGUAAAGUUGCUAAUGGUAAAUAAAUGUUGGUUACCUGCC